Messenger RNA from Centropristis striata (black sea bass), 2519 nucleotides. It is a transcript of the gene dhps, whose product is annotated as deoxyhypusine synthase. The transcript has 10 exons. NCBI's taxonomy places the organism in Eukaryota, Metazoa, Chordata, Actinopteri, Perciformes, Serranidae. Gene Ontology annotation, molecular function: deoxyhypusine synthase activity. Gene Ontology annotation, biological process: peptidyl-hypusine biosynthetic process. Bases 165 to 1262 code for a protein of 365 amino acids. The record is from RefSeq and is a predicted model, not a curated record. Gene Ontology annotation, cellular component: cytoplasm.
CUCUUUGCUCUCCGUAGCCGCUUCCUGCAGCAGGUUGCUACAUGUGUUGUUGUUGCAGUAAUGCUAACCUUCACUAGCUGGAGUCUGUUUAUGUUUUAUAUCCGGUGACAGCAGAUUAUAACACAACAUCUUCAUCAGGUGACUCCUCUUCAUCACUCGUAGAGAUGGCAGGCCACGCCCCCUCUGUUGCCAUGGAGGCGGUCCUCAUGCCCAGCUGUGAGCUGCCGGACGACAUGCCCAAGAUCAAAGGCUACGACUUCAACCAGGGAGUCGACCUGGAGGCCGUCCUCAAGUCCUACAUCACCACGGGCUUCCAGGCCAGCAGCCUGGGGCUGGCCGUCCAGGAGAUCAACGUCAUGAUAGAGAAGCGUCUGGAGGUGGUGAAGGAGGAAGAAGGAAAAGAAUCUAAAGAUUGUGAUGAACAUCGCAGUAAGUCUGGCUGCACCAUCUUCCUGGGCUACACCUCCAACCUGAUCAGCUCCGGAGUCAGAGAGAGCAUCCGCUACCUGGUCCAGCACAAAAUGGUGGAUGUGAUAGUAACUACAGCUGGAGGCAUCGAGGAGGAUUUCAUCAAGUGUCUGGCUCACACCUACCUGGGAGAGUUCAACCUGUCUGGCAAGGCGCUCCGCCUGAAAGGCAUCAACAGGAUCGGGAACCUGUUGGUGCCUAAUGAUAACUACUGUAAGUUUGAAGACUGGCUGAUGCCGAUCCUGGACCAGAUGCUGCUGGAGCAGAACACAGAGGGAACCCGUUGGACUCCCUCCAAGAUGAUCCAUCGACUCGGCAAAGAGAUCAACAACCCUGAGUCUGUCUACUACUGGGCCUACAAGAACGACAUCCCAGUGUUCAGCCCGGCUCUGACUGAUGGCUCUCUGGGCGACAUGCUCUACUUCCACUCCUUUAAGAACCCCGGGCUGGUUCUGGACAUAGUGGAAGAUAUCCGCAGGAUGAACAGCCAGGCGGUGUUCGCCAAGAGGACGGGGAUGAUCAUCCUGGGAGGAGGGCUGGUCAAACACCACAUCUGUAACGCUAACCUCAUGAGGAACGGGGCGGACCACGCCGUCUUCGUCAACACGGGUCAGGAGUUCGACGGCUCCGACUCGGGGGCCCGACCUGAUGAGGCCGUGUCCUGGGGCAAGAUCAGGACCGACGCCAAACCUGUCAAGGUGUAUGCAGACGCCUCGCUGGUCUUCCCUCUCAUCGUGGCUCAGACCUUCGCUCUCCACAAAGACAAGCUGACGGCCGGCAAGACAACAGAUUGAAUGGUUUCUCCUUUAAAUACUGUUAGAAUAAAACCAGUUUGUUCUUUUGGUUCUUCUGUUGUUGGGGGUUAGCUGCAGAUUUACAGCUGCAGGAAAAAGUCUGUGAACCUCUGAAAUCACCUGGUUUUCUGCAUUCAUUUGUCUUAAAACGUGAUCUUAUUUGCAUUUACUUUUUCUACCAUCACUUUGAAUGUUUUAUAUUAAUAAUAAUAACUUUAUUUAUAUAGCACCUUUCAAAAACGAGUUACAAGGUGCUGUACAACAGAAAUAAAACAUAUAACAUAAUAAAUAUAAUUAACUGACAACAACAAAAUAAAACCACAAGAAGGAAUGACAUUGUACUUAAAAAUAAAUACAAUUAAAAUUUAAAAUCACCAAUCACAACAAGGUAAUCAUACAACGAUAAUGAAAGGGAAUUAAGAGAAGGCCUGUAGAACCUGAUAAUGUCAUAAAUUCCUGACAAUUUAAUAAAAAUCUGCGCUUGAGUCCAUUGAAAAUGUAAUAAAACCUGAUAAUGUAAUAAAGUACAUCUCCCAAUAAUGUAAUACACUUUUUUUAUUUAUUACAUUAUUGGGAAUUUAUUACAUUAUCAGGUUCUACAAGGCCAAUCGAUAAAAGUGAGUCUUUAGAAGAGAUUUAAAAGAAGCCACUGAGAUCUCCAGACAGGAGGUUCCACAGCUGUGGAUGUGUUCAAUAAAAACAUUAAAUAUUAUAAUUGUUUGUGUGUUUUUAGGUUGAGCAAGUUGUUUUUGUCUUUACUUGAGACUUAGAUGUAGAUCAGACCACAUUUUAUGACAAAUUAAUGCAGAAAACUAGAUAAUUUCAGAGGGUUUACAUACUUUUUCUUGCAGCUGUAUUAAAUAUGGGUAACUUAAAGAAGCAGCGUUACUUUAUUAAAUGCUGCAGUUGAUAAAAACCUUAUUAAAUAGCGGUCAGUGGUCAGGGUUUCCUGUCUUAAAGGGAUCAUUUAGUUUUAUUUUUUAAGUGGGUUGUGUGAGGCUCUUAUCCAUCAGUGCAGCAACACUUAUUUUAAUCACACUGUAACAGAAAAAUCUUUGUAAUUUACAGUAAAAUCCAGUUUCAGCUUUGGUUGCUAGAACUUCACUGUAAAAAAUACAGUGUGAAUUAUUAUUAUCAGACAUUACGGUACACUUUUGCUGUACGGUGAAAAGUUGUUGUUUUUUUGUUGUUUUUUUUACUGUGAAGUGAAAUCAGCAAAAUGUGUAAUUUAGACUGAAUAAUUCAGUGCUUGUGACA